Messenger RNA from Saccostrea cuccullata (small rock oyster), 783 nucleotides. RefSeq lists its product as uncharacterized. The record is from RefSeq and is a predicted model, not a curated record. Bases 91 to 783 code for a protein of 230 amino acids. Lineage: Eukaryota; Metazoa; Mollusca; Bivalvia; Ostreida; Ostreidae. The transcript is spliced from 3 exons.
AAUUCCAGAGGUGGGAUCAGGCUUGAUCAUCCUGUGUUAACGGGGCACAUUUACCUUGAGCAGAUUGGCGUCCCUCUUUGACCUCAAAAUAUGGCCAGCUCGCCGUAUGCAUCGACAGAGGAGACGACAAACCUUAACCGAGUGUGUCGACUUCUACUGGGUCCGUGUACUGAUCAACUUCGUUUUGCAUUACGUAGAUACGUUCAUCCUGCAUCCCUGACUGUUACCAUACGUCCGAUAAAACAUAAAAUUUUACCUUUCUUAUCAAAAAAACAAGAACGUCUUGUUUUACCAGAAGGUACUACUAGAUAUAGGGGCAAUUAUGAUGAUAUGGACAUCUCCUUACUUUACACAAUGUUAAGAAGCAUGUGGUUGGUACAUGGAAUACCAUGGAUGUAUAAUCAUGAUAAGGUCAAACAUGAAUCUGCUCAUAUAGAAAGUAUUCAUUUUGUCAGAAAUAAAUGUGGUGGGCAUGCUACGAAAGACUAUCUUUCACAUACAGAAUUUAAAACCUACUGGUCGACCCUCAGAUCAGCUGUCGAAAACCUUGAUAAUAUUUACAAAACCAAUUACCUGGAAGGUGUUAAAUUUCUAUUAACUGAAGAAAUGGACCCAGUACAAGGCCAACGUUACCGAGAAGAAAUAAGGAAACAAUAUGAAGAAGAACAAAAAACAAAGGAAAUGAUUGGUAAACUCACAAAAGAAAUGGAGAAAACAGGGAAAGAAGUACAGGAAACGAAGGGUAAAGUAUUAAAUUACAAUUUCAUAUACUGUAAUUCAUAA